This is a messenger RNA of Egretta garzetta (little egret), 1989 nucleotides long. It is a transcript of the gene ABCG1, whose product is annotated as ATP binding cassette subfamily G member 1. Gene Ontology annotation, cellular component: plasma membrane. Gene Ontology annotation, molecular function: ABC-type sterol transporter activity; ATP binding; ATP hydrolysis activity. The record is from RefSeq and is a predicted model, not a curated record. Gene Ontology annotation, biological process: transmembrane transport; cholesterol homeostasis. The transcript has 15 exons. NCBI's taxonomy places the organism in Eukaryota, Metazoa, Chordata, Aves, Pelecaniformes, Ardeidae. Bases 13 to 1989 code for a protein of 658 amino acids.
UCUGCUUGUACCAUGGACGAGCCAAAGUCGGUGUGUGUUUCGGUGGAUGAAGUGGUCUCAAAUGGCACAGAUAACCAAGACCUUCGUCUGAUGAAUGGACAUCUAAAAAAGGUGGACAAUACUCUGACAGAAGCUCAUCGUUUCUCCUACCUACCCCGCAGACCAGCUGUGAAUAUUGAGUUUAAAGAACUGUCAUACUCUGUCCAAGAAGGGCCAUGGUGGAGGAAGAAAGAAUUACUUGAAGGAGAAUUUGCCCUAGAGGAGCAAAUUUACAGUUAUAAGACCCUUUUGAAAGGAAUUUCAGGGAAGUUCAGCAGCGGAGAACUUGUUGCAAUUAUGGGUCCUUCAGGAGCUGGGAAGUCAACGCUCAUGAACAUUCUGGCAGGAUACAGAGAGACAGGAAUGAAGGGAGAAAUUCUCAUCAAUGGGCAGCCUCGUGACCUGCGCUCUUUUCGCAAAGUCUCCUGCUACAUCAUGCAAGACGACAUGCUCCUUCCUCAUCUGACUGUUCAGGAGGCUAUGAUGGUAUCUGCUCAUCUGAAACUUCAAGAGAAAGAUGAAGGCAGAAGAGAAAUGGUAAAGGAAAUAUUGACAGCCCUCGGUUUGCUGACAUGUGCCAAUACAAGGACUGGGAGUCUUUCUGGAGGCCAGAGAAAGCGUCUUGCCAUUGCUUUGGAGCUGGUGAACAAUCCUCCCGUCAUGUUUUUUGAUGAACCAACCAGCGGCUUGGAUAGUGCAUCAUGUUUUCAAGUUGUCUCUCUGAUGAAGGCUUUAGCCCAGGGUGGCAGGUCCAUCAUCUGCACGAUUCACCAGCCCAGUGCUAAACUGUUCGAGUUGUUCGAUCAGCUCUAUGUUUUAAGUCAAGGUCAAUGCAUUUACCGUGGGAAGGUAUUAAACCUAGUCCCUUACUUGAGAGAUUUGGGGUUGAAUUGCCCAACCUACCACAAUCCAGCAGAUUUUGUUAUGGAAGUAGCAUCUGGUGAAUAUGGAGACCAGAACGGCCGGCUGGUCAGGGCAGUGAGGGAGAGGAUAUGUGACACAGACUACAAGAGAGAUGUUGGCGGUGAGAAUGAGUUGAAUCCCUUCCUCUGGCACCGGCCUUCUGAAGAGGAUUCCUCCUCCACAGAAGGCUGCCACAGCUUCUCUGCCAGCUGCCUAACCCAAUUCUGUAUCCUCUUCAAAAGAACUUUUCUCACCAUCAUGAGGGAUUCGGUCCUGACACACUUGCGUAUCACCUCACACAUUGGCAUUGGACUGCUCAUCGGCUUGCUCUACCUAGGCAUUGGCAAUGAAGCAAAGAAAGUCCUCAGCAAUUCUGGCUUCCUCUUUUUUUCCAUGCUGUUUCUUAUGUUUGCUGCGCUCAUGCCAACUGUCCUUACAUUUCCUCUUGAGAUGGGAGUAUUUCUUAGAGAGCAUCUGAACUACUGGUACAGCCUGAAAGCCUACUAUCUCGCCAAAACCAUGGCUGAUGUUCCUUUUCAGAUCAUGUUUCCUGUGGCUUACUGCAGCAUUGUGUACUGGAUGACUUCACAGCCAUCUGAUGCACUCCGAUUUGUCCUCUUCGCAGCCUUGGGAACCAUGACAUCCCUCGUGGCUCAGUCACUGGGUCUUCUCAUAGGUGCAGCCUCUACAUCCCUCCAGGUGGCCACUUUUGUGGGCCCAGUUACUGCCAUCCCGGUGCUUCUGUUCUCUGGGUUUUUUGUCAGCUUUGAUACCAUCCCAACAUACCUCCAGUGGAUGUCCUACAUUUCCUAUGUCAGAUACGGGUUUGAAGGAGUUAUUCUCUCCAUCUAUGGACUGGAUCGAGAAGAUCUGCAUUGUGACAAAGAUGAUACUUGCCAUUUUCAAAAAUCAGAGGCCAUUCUGAGAGAACUGGAUGUAGAAAAUGCCAAACUUUACCUGGACUUCAUUGUUCUUGGAAUUUUCUUCUUCUCUCUGCGCCUAAUUGCCUAUUUUGUUCUCAGAUACAAAAUCCGAGCAGAGAGGUAA